Molecule: messenger RNA, 547 nt
Organism: Populus nigra (black poplar)
Lineage: Eukaryota; Viridiplantae; Streptophyta; Magnoliopsida; Malpighiales; Salicaceae
Exons: 4
Coding region: 161-514 (117 amino acids)
Source: RefSeq, a predicted model, not a curated record
UUGGUUUCAUAAUUGUUCAGUUUAUGUUUGAGUCAAAUCUUUGUCUUUCCAUAUCAUAUAUUCAAUUCUUGUUACUAUCUUUGCAAAUUGCCAUAAUAAAUUUGUGUGAAAUAUGAGAGUUGUGUAAACACGCGAGUGAGUGGGAAACAUAGCAGGUUCUAUGCAUUUGCACCCUCUCGGCUCAUCCAAGCCAUAUCCUCGGCCAAGCGUUUCAUCAAACACCUUACGUGCUGAUGCUGCUUCCCCAGGAUCACACCACCCUCUCACCAAAAUGAUGUGGAUCAACCAUCACUAUUGUGCUACGAUUAUGGUCGUUGUUAGUCUCACAUGGGAGAUUAAAGGACAGCCAAACUGUGCUCAGAAGCAGGCUAAGCGAAUGGAAUAUGGAUGUUGUGCGGGGAGAAACAGCUGGUUGACUAUCGCAUUACUGACAAGAACUCGCUCCAGCCGGGUUGUAAUUUUCACUGAAUUACAAACACGAACUCAAUCCAAGCAACAAAUGUUUCUGAUUUAAUGAAAUGAUUAGCUGAUGAUUUUGUUAUCAAAA